This is a messenger RNA of Galendromus occidentalis (western predatory mite), 3117 nucleotides long. RefSeq names its product trichohyalin-like. NCBI's taxonomy places the organism in Eukaryota, Metazoa, Arthropoda, Arachnida, Mesostigmata, Phytoseiidae. The transcript has 13 exons. Bases 1 to 3117 code for a protein of 1038 amino acids. The record is from RefSeq and is a predicted model, not a curated record.
AUGGCCGCCAUCGACACAACCGCUGCGCAGCAGACGCUGUAUGAUUACUGGCGAACGCUUCUGAUGGAAGAAGAGAGGAACGCUGUCCGGAAUGAGAGACUGCUACGGAAACUCGAGGACAUCGAGCAGCGGACCAACUUGCUUUACCACCGAACCGAGCGGCUAUCGCAGCUAAGGAGACGCUUUGCUGAAAUGUUGCGUCAACAAUAUCUCAACGACCCAGAAUUCAAGUGCGAGCAUUAUCCGUACGAUUUCAAGACGAGUCAAUACGUUGAGCCGUCGUAUGUACCUGAUCCCGUUCUGUUCGGACUCGACACUCCGCCUUGGAUGCCCCGCGAGCAGAACAACGACGUUCUCCUCCAACGAUCCAAAGACGUCCUUGAAAGUUUGAACAACUACGAUCCCUUCGGUCGUCCCAGAACACAAACGAGGCUCAAAGAGAAUCAAGACAAUCAGGAAGAGAAGAAAGAUUCCGAGAAAGAGCCCGUCAAGAGUCAAGAGGGGCUCUGUCGGAACGAAUUCGAAGGCAUUGGAAAAUCUCACGCCCCGUCCGAUGAGGAGGAGCGGAAAUCUGCUGAAGAAUCCACGCAGAAGAAUCGAGAUGGAUCGAUGGAGGACGAUGAUCGCGAAGAGGAAAUGAACGACGAUCUCAGAGAAAUCGAUCGGAAAGUCAACGAAAUCGAUCGUGAGAUCGAGAGACUCGAGAUGGAGGUGAGGGACCGUGAAGUUUCUCGAAGACAGGAGGCCGAGGAGAAAGAGCGCUGUCGGCAGAAAAUGGAAGAGAAGCUCCGCGAAGAGCAGGAACGCCUCGAAGAAAUCCGUCAAGAACGUGACGAUCUGCGCCAAAGAGCCAUACGUGAAGAGCAACAGCGCAGGGAUGAGCAGGACGCCCUGAAGAGAGAAGUUGAGGAGAUUCGGAAAGAGCACGAGGCCAGAGAAAGGCGACAAAUUGAAGAGAGGAGACAAGCCCAAAGACGAAAGGAACAGCUCGAGGCUGCGGAGCGACAGCGCAACGAAAACAUGGAUCGAAUUCGGCGUGAAUACCAGGAGCAUCAACGGAAACGUGAAGAAAAGAAGCUCGAGCAGCUCGAACAAGCGAAUCAGAGGAGAGAGGAAAGGUGUCGGCGAAAAAUUGACUCUGACGCAGGAGAGUCUACCAAGAAACGCGACGAGAAGAAACGACCGGAACCAGCCUCGAGAAACAGGAGACAGAGCAAGGACAACACGCGUAAAGUGAAGGGGCGAUCCGAACGCGAGGAAAAACCGGAGAAAACCGACGCAUCCGACGAGCAUUCAGCGUCCGCGACCGAACAGAGCGGAGAUGAUGAGCAAAGACAGCAAUCUACUGACAAGACGGAGCAAGCGACAUCCGAGCCUGCAUCUCUCACCUACGUGAAGGACGAAGACGAAUUUUAUCGAACGACUUCUGAACUCGAAGAAAUUCAAAAAGCCGCGAGUUCAAGCAAUCAGGCAACUGAUUCAGGCCAGAAUCAGGAAAAUGCAACGAAUCUUUCCGAGGGAGAGAUGAUACACCGUGAAGUGCCGAAGAGCGGGCAGCAUACACCCAAGCACAAUGUGAUUCAGCCAGGACCUGGCAUUCUGAAAAACAGGGUGAAGUCGAUCCAGAGAGAGGUGGAACGGAGGCGGGAGCUCAUGGACCAAGGUGGAGGAAACAGCCCAGACCAAAAGCAAACUCUCGCCAUGGCUGACAUGGCGGCUGACAGCAACGGCAGCCGAAGCAACAGGACAUCCGAGCAAAGCGCGGAGAACAUCAAAAGUUCGUGGCAAAAAUCAUGGGAAGAGAAGUCCGAAGCCAUGAGCGACAAUCAAGCGCGUGUCGGGGACGGGAGCGACAGAAAGGAUUCGGGAGCAGGAGCAGAGCAGCAACCAUUGAAAAUUACGGUGAGCUCGGGGCGACGGGGCAGUGUGGCAGGACCUACAAGCGACGAGCAACAAAAGGAAGAAAGUACAAUAACGAAAGCAGACGAUGAUGGAAAACUCAAAAUUAGCAGCCAUGACCCAACGGCUGCCACCAGAACGUCGAGACACGCAUCUAUUUUUGAAAACGAGGUGGUCCCAACUGUCCUAAGCCCCAGGACCAUUAGGUCCCGCCGUCUAGCCGAGGCCGAAAAGGAGAUGAAGCUGAACGCACUAGCCGCUGAGCUGCAAACCGAGCUCCAGCGCGAAAUACUCCAGCGGCAGCUCGCUAAUGCCAAAAUGGAUGCCACGGAGUUCGUCAGCCAUUACUCCUGCUAUCUCCCAUCCACAAGCAACCCGAACAUCAACAUAAAACGUUUCCAAAGGGACAUCCACACACCGAAUCUUGAGGAAUUGAACAUCAAGAAAACUUCACAAGUUUUGAUCUCCGGAAUUCAUGGCGCGACGGAGAGUGGGAACUCGGAAUCGAGUCCACCGUUGCGAGAACAAGUGAAAUCACUUUCUCCGCCCAAAACAACAGAACCGGCUGAGGAAUCGAUUUCGGCCCCAGUCGAAUCGAAGAGGAGAAAUUCUGUCCAGGUUCUCCUCAAUGCCAAUCAGGAAAGCACUUUGCGAAACGAGGCCGCUGCGAAGGAGAAAGCGAGGCGGAAUUCGAAAGAUGUCAAUGGAAGUACCCGGAAAGAGAGCGAGACCUCCUCUCGGUCAGAUACACCGUCAUCGUCGGUGGAACUCAACUGCUCGAAGGACGAUGGCAAAGAUCUACGUGCAGAAUAUUCCUUACUGAUGGGCAAGAAGAUGGAGGACUCGCCUAAGCCAACUGCAUUACCAUUACCACCACCGAGUCGCAGGACAUCGAUGCAGACCAACACGACACCCAUUAACAAUUCAGGAAUCCUCGCCGAUGGAGAUAGCCGCCACGUGCCACUCUUAUCCAAAGCUGAAAACCAUCAAAUGACAAAACUGCGCGAGGGAGCAUCCGCCUCCUCGAACGGCUCCAGCCCGGUCGCGUACGCGUCGGAUCGGAUUUCAGCACACCACGUCAGAGAGUUGAUAACAAAUAACGUCAAACAUCACGUGCCGAAUAUUGUGGCAAAGAGAGUUCUAGGACUGGACCUCUUCAGUAGUGAUGCUCCACGGCCAAAGGAUUCAGACCCAGAAGAGGAUUCAUUCUUCGAUUGA